AUGGGGGCUUGCCACAGCAGGAGCAGCGGCCGUGCAGCCUCGACAGCUCCGGCGACUGGCGACGGCGGCGGCAGCGGUGGCGGCGGCGGCGGCGGCGGCUGCGAAAUGGAGUACACGGCGGAGAUUCGGUCGUAUGAGACGGCCUGUCGGUUUGACCAGGAUCUGCAGUCCUUCGACGACGACCUGCGGCGGCGCACCGGCGGCGUCAUCGCCGCCCUGGCGAAGACCGGACAGACGGAGCUCCUCUCCUUCUACUCCCUCGAGGAGGUCGUCACCUGCCUGCUGGACACCAACAAAGAGGCCUUCACGGUCAUCCUCAAAUCCAAGAAGGACAUCUGGAAGAAUCCGCACCUUUUAAGCCUUGUCGAACAGUACUUCAAGAACAGUCUCCAGACUCUCGAUCUCUGCGCGGCCCUUGAGACAUGCCUGAACAAGGUUCGCCGCAGCCAGGUCGUCAUUCAGCACGCCAUCGACCGAUUCGACGAGGAGGACGAAGAAGACGACGAUCUGGACGAGAAGGAGGAAGAAGAAGAGGGGUCAAAGAUCCAUACAAGGUUCGGGAAGACUCUGGAAUAUCUGAGGGACUUUAGGGCAGGAGGAGACCCCUUCAAGGAGUUCUUCGCGGUCUUCAAUAAGGUCCGUGAUAACCAGUUAUCGAUGCUGGCGGCGCUGGACUCUCAGAUGAAGAAGCUCAACCGGAAGAUGAAGUCCGUCGAGGCCUGGACGAAGAUUUCCAACGUGAUCUUCGCGUCCACGUUCGCCGCUCUCCUGAUUUGCGGGGUGGUGACCGCCGCCGUGGCGGCACCGCCGGUGGCGGCGGCCAUGGCGGCGGCGAUGUCGGCCUCCCUGGGGACCGCCGGCAGCUGGGUCAACUCUCUGUGGAAGAAGUAUAAGGAGACAUUGCAGCAGCAGCAGGAUCUGGUCAAAGCCAUGAAUAUGGGGACUUUCAAGGCGUUCCACGAACUGGAGAACAUCCGUCUCUUGGUGGAGAGGCUGGAGAUCGAGAUCGGCUCCGUGAUGACUGCCGCCGACAUUGCUAUAAAAGACGAGGAGGCGGUGAGAAUCGUGGUCGAUGAUGUAAAGAAGAAUCUUGGUGUCUUCACCGAGGGGGCAGAGAAUCUAAGACGUCACGUGGAGAGGUGUACCAAGGAUGUGACUAGGGCGAGAGCCGUUGUGUUGCAGAAGAUCAUCGGCCAUCCGGGCUGA
Molecule: messenger RNA, 1206 nt
Organism: Spirodela intermedia
Lineage: Eukaryota; Viridiplantae; Streptophyta; Magnoliopsida; Alismatales; Araceae
Source: the annotation of a GenBank genome assembly